AUCAAGAGGAGGAGGAAGAGGAGGAGAUGGAGACGCGCAGCUCCUCCCCGGGCUUUCGGAUCGGAUGGAUUUACUCACUGAAUGUCUUCGGUGAAUCAUAAUCCUCCAAACACAACGUGAAAACACGUUAUAUCGACAUAAAUCAUAUAAACCGUCGCUGGUGAUCGUGUCAGGCAGACUGAAUUUGAAACACCGCGCACUGACGGAACUUAGUUUGUAGUUUAAUUCCAAUAAUAUCCUAUACCUUGAUAAGUUGAGAGUGCUGAAUGUCUGUUUAACAUCUAAAGAAAGAAAAAGACAAACUACAACACAAGUUUAAGAGGAGAAACCUGGAGAAAAAUAACUCAAGUACCUGCGCUGAUCACCUUGCCGACGAGAAGGUCUGCGGUGUGUGAGUGGGAUGUCUGCAGAUCAGCUGUGGCCUGACUAUGGUGAAACACCAACCGUUACAGGUGUAUGAGAGACAACUGUGUUUGUCCUGUUUGACCGGGAUCUACGGCUGCCGCUGGAAACGGUACCAACGCUCCCAUGACGACAGCUCCAAGUGGGAAUGUUCAUGGUUCUUCCUCCUCUGCUGUUCGUUUCUCCUUCUCCUCGUCUGGUCCUACUUCUGGUUGGAGGCUCGUAAUGACUACAACGAGUUCAACUGUGUUGGAAAGCCUCAUAUUCUUGCACUUUGUCACAUUGCACUGGGACAGCAGCUUAAUUUGUACUGGAUCCAUAAGAUUGUAGUUCUGGCCAUUCUGCUCUCCACCAUAACAGGAGUGGUGUCCAUUGAUGAUUUCUGGCAGGACGAAUGGGACAUUGUCAUCAUUUCUCUGCAGUUCACAGGGCCGUUCCUACACAUCGGAGCUUUAGCUGCAGUCACAGCAUUAGGGUGGGUCAUCGCCAAUCAGGUGGUGCGCAUGGAAAGAUCAAGGCUUCAAGUUGUGACGCUGGUGAUUUAUGUGAGCAUCCUCCUGGUUCUGUAUCUGGUUCCCCUCUUCAUCUCUUCUACCUGCAUCAUGGACCGGUCCAAGCUCGGUGCUCGUCCUGCUGUCAUUGGCCGUCGUGGAGCUCCAAUGCUCGCUCCAGAACACACCAUUAUGUCCUUCAGUAAAGCACUGCAACAGAAGGUCACUGCCCUGGAAGCAGAUGUUACCAUCAGUCUGGAUGGCGUGCCCUUUUUGAUGAGGGACCGCACACUACGCAGGACCACCAAUGUGGACAAACUGUUUCCAGCCCGUCAGGACCACGACGCCUCGUUCUUUAACUGGACAGAGAUUCGCAGUCUCAAUGCUGGACUUUGGUUCCUCAGGGAUGACCCGUACUGGACGGUGCAGUACAUGUCUGAAAAGGAUCGCAACCGCACGGCCAAUCAGACGGUGUGUAGCCUCGCGGAGCUGCUGCGUCUGGCUGCUAGAACAAACCGCUCCGUGAUCUUCAGCCUGCGGCGACCUCCACCUCAACACCCCCGACACCAGCUCUGGGUCAGUGAUGCACUGAAGGUCAUUCAGAGAUCCAGCAUCCUACCAGAACAGGUGAUGUGGACUCCUGACUGGUACAGGAAGAAGGUGCGUGCAGCGGUUCCUCUCCUUCAGCAGACGUCAGAUGAGAAACUUCCUGUGGCUGAGCUGAAAGAAAGAGGGAUCAGUACUCUGACCCUGCACUACAGCCAGGCCAGGGCUCAGGAUAUCAGGCAGUUUUCUGGCAGUAAUGUGAGUGUGAACGUGUAUCCGGUGAACGAGCCGUGGCUGUAUUCGCUCAUGUGGUGCAGCGGGGUUCAGUCCGUCUCUUCUGAUGCCCCACACAUCCUGAAGAAAGUGCCUAAUCCUAUCUGGAUCAUGAGUGCAGAUGAAUAUGGCCUGAUAUGGAUCACUUCAGAUUUAAUCUCUGUGGCGACUGUCAUUGGCAUCUUCAUAUUUCAGAACUAUCACCUGAUCAGGUGGAAGAUGAGUGGCAUGCGCAGCUACAACCCGGAGCAGAUCAUGCUAAGUGCUGUAGUACGUCAGCCGAGUCGUGACGUCAGCCUCAUGAAGGAGAAACUGAUCUUCUCAGAGAUCAGCAACGGUGUCGGGAGCACAGAUGAGCUGUCCGUGUACACAGGAAACGGUCUGGACGCUUAUGCACGCGAUGACAUCAUGAUGCCCGCACGUCAUGCAAGCAAACUUUAGUGACGACUUGAAUCCAUUUUAUGGUUCGAACAUCUCGAGCUCAAAAUCAUUCAUUUAGCCUGAGUUGCUUUUUCAUCUCCAGUGGAUUAUUUUGAAUGGUUUUUGUUGGUUCACGGACACUCUGGGACUGUAUGCCACUGAUUCAGUGUUCUGCUUUGAUGCCUUACGUACUUAUGUAUUUUUUCUGCAUCGAACCGUAUUUAAAAUGGAGCUGGCUUAUUGUACACUGUAAAGUUUAGAGUCCAAUCUGAUGAAAGCAGGUAAUAAAGGUGUCCUAUUAUUAAUGUUUGUGAAGAACAGACUGAAGAUGAAUGGAUUUAAUGUUAAAAGCAUGCAGAAAUCAAAGGUUCAGAGAUGGUUUUUUUAACCUCAAGCUAGCCCUUGUAAAGCUUGGCUGUAGGCUGAUAUGAUUAUUUAUUUUAUUUUUGUAACGUGAUUUGCUUGCUGGUGAUUCGUAUCUCAUUGCACUAGAUUAAGAUCAGUUUUCAUUUACAUUGCUGUAUCGAUGUCUUUUUAAGUGAUUUAUUUUUUAAUGAAAUCUCUGAAUUGCGUCAAGAGUGUUUUUCACGAGGUGUUCAAAUGGGUUUUGAAGGGAAUUAUUACUGGAAAUGAAGCAGUAUAUCAAGUGAAGUCAGGAAAAUUGAGCCACUUUUGUGCACAAACUGGCUCAGUUCAUCCUGUGCUGCAGUAGACAGGCCUAUUUUUUUAGUCUCUCAGAAUGAUACUUAUGGUAAUUCAAAACAUCACAGGUUUUUAUUGUAUGGGUAACACAUUGGCUAUAUUUAUUCACAAGCAGAACAAAUUGAUAUAAAUGGCUCAUGGGGUCAGUGAGAUUUUAAUACUUUUAUUCAGCAAGGAUGCUUUAAAUUGAUCAAACUUG
Molecule: messenger RNA, 3033 nt
Organism: Sinocyclocheilus anshuiensis
Lineage: Eukaryota; Metazoa; Chordata; Actinopteri; Cypriniformes; Cyprinidae
Product: glycerophosphodiester phosphodiesterase domain-containing protein 5-like
Exons: 17
Coding region: 429-2153 (574 amino acids)
Biological process (GO): positive regulation of neuron differentiation; lipid metabolic process
Cellular component (GO): plasma membrane
Molecular function (GO): glycerophosphodiester phosphodiesterase activity
Source: RefSeq, a predicted model, not a curated record